UUCCCCCUCAGCAAACACAUCCUGGUUUUAUCAACUUUCUUUGGAAGGUAUUAACAUCUUUAAAAUGGUACCAGAGCUUGAUGAGACCCCAGGCGUCACAUUUCAAUUUUCUGCUUUUCUCUGUACACACAAGCCUCAAAAUCUCCAUCACUGAAAGACUGGCAUCGACAUUGACUGCCUAUGAACAUUUUCACCAGUACCAACCAAGCCUGCCAAUGCCAGCUCAAACAGCACAACCGCAGGCGGGUGAACAGCCAAACCUGCCUGAGCAGCCCCAGCACCCUGUCAAUCCCAGCCAACCGAUGCGGCCCCAACAGCUGGGGAAUCCCCAUCUGCCCACGUACCCCAUGAACCCGCUGCCCUGUGUGCUCCCGGACAUGCCUCUGGAGCCAUGGCAGUCCACCAACCGGUACGGGGAAACCAGCAUCAUGCUGCCCAUCAGCCUGCUCGGACAGCAAAAGCGCUGCCAGAGCUCUCAGAGAAAGGCAGCACAGCUGGCGAUGGCAAAGCAGCGAUUCAGUCACCGGCAAAACAGCAAUUCAGUCACCGGCAGUGAGCACUGGCUAUUAAAAAAUCCCCAAAGCGGGUCCCAGCAGCAAGCGCAGGCUGAGCCUGGGCUAGAUAACCGCGACCGGCCGAGGUUGUGCUCACCGGGCACCCGCGCCUCCGCCACGCUGCGCAAACAUCCCCUGAGACUUGCAGAGACUGUACUUCCAAUCCCUUAA
Messenger RNA from Balearica regulorum gibbericeps (East African grey crowned-crane), 725 nucleotides. NCBI's taxonomy places the organism in Eukaryota, Metazoa, Chordata, Aves, Gruiformes, Gruidae. The record is from RefSeq and is a predicted model, not a curated record.